AUGGAGGAACCUUUACCCGGGAUCACUCCUAUCAAUUGUUAUAAUGUCGAGAAAGGUAAACUAAGUGCAUCGGUGAAAUGGUUAAUUGGACGUGUUUACGGAAGUAUGGCUCCUGACCUUUUAGUAAAACCGAUCAAAGAGAACAGCAAUAAUACUUUCCAGUUGGAAGCAGCCGUAGUGACGGGUUUAACCAAUGCAUCAUUAUACAGUAAUGCUGCUGCUAAAAUACUCAAGGAUCAAAGUCUUCUUAAUAAGCCGCAUAAUGUUAUACUUCGAGCUUUGACAAAUCAUUCCAUUCCAAUCACAUUAUCCGGCGAAGAAGCAAAUAUCAACGAGGCGAUGCUGUCAACCGUUGAACCUUUUCAUCAGGCUGCCCAUCUGGCGGUUAUGGAUUCCUUGAUGAUUGCGCAUAUGCGAUCCAUUAUUACGAUUGAUAAAGUGGUAGAAGCCGUACAGAAUUACACGACGGUUGAUAAACGAGAAGAGCCAAUGGACAGCGUUGAUGCGUUGCUAUUUUGGAUCAAUAAAAUUUGUUUGCUGGUACGAGAUGAUAUGGAAAAAUUUACGAUGAUGAAUAAAAAUCCUAGAGAACAGUAUGGAUCAAUGGUAGUACCCGAAAUGGAGGAUCUCUAUGAGGAUAUGUGCGAUGGCGCCUGUAUUUGCGCACUUGUUGGAUUUUAUCGACCUAAUGAAAUGAUCCUACGAGACAUAUGUUUCAACGAUCCAAUGAGCCUUGCCGAUUGCCAGUACAACUUAAUGCUUCUUAAAAAGUUCUGUUCCCGUUUACCAUGGAAUCCAUUUCAUUUCGAAAUCGAAGAUAUCCUAUAUCUUCAUGAAAGUUUACAGCCAAACAUAAACGCUUUUUUAGCCGAUCUUUUCCAGCUUUUCGAAGGAGAUGGCGUAAGAAACGUUACUAGUCCUAUAGAGGCAUCGCCUGCACGUGCAAGAUGUUUUGUACCGGUAAAUGGCAUACCUGAUUUACGAUCUCAAACUGCUCCUAGUAAAGCACUUAAUCAGUUUAGAUCUCGUUUUCAACCUGAAAUGUCACGAACAAUUUCUGCGAUAUCUUCGGACUCAUUGAUGACCAGUCGCUCGGGUGAACCAAUGAAACAUCAUUAUCAGAAGAAUUUUACUGGUUAUAAAACCAGCUUUGGUGAACUGACACAAUUUGGUGAUCGUACUGGUGUUACAAGUAGUUUUUCGCAAGGAGGGACAUAUCUUCGCAGUGAUUCAAUGCCAGCUGCAAGCAUACGUUUGGCAUUAGAGGAAAAACGUCGUGAACAUGAAAAAAGGCGUUAUUUGGAAACGAAUCAGAGUGAAUCGGAGCGCGCACAGAAACAAAAGGAUGCAUUCUUCACGCUUAUGCAGCGUCUGGAAAAAGGUUCCGAUGCACGAUCACGUGCAGCAAGUGAAAUAGGUAGUUCUCAAGCGCAACAGUCAGAAGAGUUGUCUUUCUUGAAGGAAACUGUACAAGAUUUGAAGAAACGACUUCAAGAGAUGUCUGUGCAGCAGGAGCACCUGAGCCGCCAGGUUGACGAACAACGUCAAAUGACACAUGCCAUUUCUCAACCUGCUAUCCAUACAGAGUUUGGUUUGAUUAAUGAACAAAAUCAUAUGCUUAACGGUUCUUAUGCAACCUUACCACAUAAUGCUCUAAAGUCGAUGCACCAAACACAGCAGCAUACUUACGCGACACCUUUUAUGGCCUCUUUAGAACCACAGUUGUUCGGACAGUCUUCGCUUCAUUCACCGGAUCAAAAUCAGUCGUUUCCUACGCAUACACUGCAGAUGCCUCUGAACGGAUACUCCAAUCAUUCGGACUAUCAAUCGACAAUGCCUGUUUAUGCAUCUCAUGUUGUUUCCGGUUCUCAGCUACCAACACCACAGUAUCAACUGAAUCUGGAUGGUAGCUAUGUUUUACAUCCACAGGAUACUGGUGCUCAUCCUGUUGUUGGCUCACCAUUUAUACUUAAUAAUGCUGUCGCUAAUUCCACUGCGGUUGCGAACAAUACAUUUCGACUUCAUCGAAAUGAUGCAUCGUCGAGUCGUCUGGAUCCAUCGCUUGAGAUAAAUCGUAAUUUGACGAACUGGGGACUCACUUAUAAAGCUGGGCAAACGAUGCGGCCACAAAGGCGUACUUGGGAGAAUAAAACGUUUGCGAAAAGUGAAAUGGAUUUAUCGAAUCAACCUGAGCUUCUGCCAGGAGUUCCUUCACUGCUGCAGAACCAAUUGGCAGAACCGUCUGAAAGUGUAAAUGGUGUCAAAGUGCUGGAAUGCGUAUCCUUACAUCAAAGAGAAGCUAAUGUGCCUCAGAAUCUUCAACAAACUGAUUUCGAUCCUUAUAUCAAGCAGAAGGAGAAUGAUAAACCAGGACAUCAACAGAGUCCACCGAAAGAUCCUAUUUCAUCCACAAAUGCCGAUGCACCUCCUCCACCUGUGAAUCGAAAGCUUUCGUCUACGCGUGCCUCACAGUUCAUUGUUGAUGAUGCAGCUGAUAAACCUGUUAUCAACGUGACUCCUGAAAUGGAAGCAAAACGUGAAGCGUUGUUAGCGAAAACCUUACGACGUCGUGAACAAAUCGAGCAAAAAGUAGGAGAAAUUGAAGCUAAAAAUGCCGAACGUAGGCAAGCUGAACUGGAAAGACAGGAAGCUGCUGAACAACGGAAACGUGAACGCGAAUUGCAAAGGCAAAGAAUAUUAGAUGACUACAAGCGUAAAAAGAUGGAAAAAGAGCUGGAAAAUAAUGAUCUACCCAGUAGUCGAGGAUAUAGCCAACCGCCCUUAGUACCACGACCAAAAAGCACGAUGGAAGGAACGAAUCUACGAACGAAACGUCAAGGUCGAUCACAGAGUAGCUUUGAAGAGAGCAGUGCGCCGUCGUCAGCUCGUAUUCCUGUACCAAGUACUGCUGAACCAACACUGAAACUCUUCUCGAAAUAUGUCCAUAAAUCGAAUCGAUCAAUGAUUAUAAAUGCUUUGCAAUAUUCGGUGUUUCCCGGAAGUGUUUGGGAUAAACAGCGUGCUGAAGUACUUGGUGAACUAGCAAAAAGUGACAGUAAACACUUUCUUUUGCUGUUCCGGGAUCAAAAAUGUCGCUAUUUAGGCGCAUAUAGUUGGGAUCAACAAUCAGAUGCCGCUCAUCGUAUUCAUGGAAGAGGCCCUAAUAUUUGUCAUGAAUCGAUGAUGCAUCUUAUGUUCAAAUAUGAUUCGGGUGCAAAGAAAUUUUCGCAAAUACCAACAAAGCAUCUUUCGGCAACAAUUGAUGGUUUCACAUUACAAGAUCAAUAUAUGCAGGGUCCGAAAAUUCCACAUAGUAACAGUAUUAACAGGUAGUCUUCUGGAUAACGCAGAACCGCUCUUCUAUUUUUCAUCAUUAUCGAAAUGAAACAUAUAGUACAUGUGAUGACUUGAUAGAACAAAUUUCGUGAUGAAUAAGAAAUUAUUGCUAUUGGAAUGUUAUUUACAAAUACUUGUAUUCAUAUUCAUUUCUUUCUUUCUUUUUCAUUCUUCCUUUCCAUCAUUAAUUGAUAUAAUUUAUCCAUGUUUGUGGAUUAGUUUAGUGAUAUGGAUUUUGAUGCUUAGAAUGAUUUAUUCACUUAAUCUCUUUUUUUUCGCAUUCUGAUUUAUUUCAAAAUUUAGUCUUGUAUAAAAAUGUUAUCAUAGCUUAUGUGUUGGACGUGCUAGAGGAUUGUGCAGUUUCU
Loa loa (African eye worm) is the source of this 3701-nucleotide messenger RNA. RefSeq lists its product as hypothetical. Lineage: Eukaryota; Metazoa; Nematoda; Chromadorea; Rhabditida; Onchocercidae. Gene Ontology annotation, molecular function: calmodulin binding; microtubule minus-end binding. The coding region runs from base 1 to 3333 and encodes 1110 amino acids. The transcript is spliced from 27 exons. Gene Ontology annotation, cellular component: microtubule minus-end. Gene Ontology annotation, biological process: negative regulation of microtubule depolymerization; cytoplasmic microtubule organization. The record is from RefSeq and is a predicted model, not a curated record.